AUGUCUCAUUCAACGGGUCAGCGCUCAUUUUUCAAAGAUCUUCAGCAACUCUUUCGCACGAUUGACACCUCAACUGACGGUCAAGCCUCCAUAGUAUCCGUGAAUGAAUUGUCAGUGAUUGUGUCGUUGAAUCCGAAAUUUGGUCUCAACGCACACGCCUCUUUUAUUGUCAAUAUUGAUUGCCCUUCAGCCUAUCCCAAAGCCGGCCCUGAAGUCCACUUCAUUACACCAAUCUUUCAUCCCAAUGUCUACAAUGGUGAUGGUAGUGUUUGCUUAAGUCUUCUCAAUGAAUGGCAUAGCUGUCAUAGCCUGUUGGAUGUGGUCAAGGCCCUCAUCUACCUCAUUGAACAUCCAAAUUUCGAAUCAACAAACAACGGCUUCGCAUCUGAUGAGAAGCUGUUUGACAAAAAGACAUUGCGGCUGCUGGCAGGUCUGCGUGUAAAUGGGCGGCGGUUCCCGCCUAACCAAGCCUGGUGUGAGUGGGCAGAGGCCAAUGGAUGCCUGCCUGUUGAUGAUGAAGAGCUUGACGAUGAUUCAACUGACGUCGGAGAUGCGGUGCAUGUGGAGACCCAACAGGAGCCAAACAAUCGCAUUGAGUCUCUACCUGGCGUUGCAACCUACUUACAUGAUGCAAGUCAAUAG
Messenger RNA from Mesocestoides corti, 642 nucleotides. The record is from the annotation of a GenBank genome assembly. Lineage: Eukaryota; Metazoa; Platyhelminthes; Cestoda; Cyclophyllidea; Mesocestoididae.